GGACCGACUUUUAUUCUGAAAUGAAGGGCACUGGAAGCGGAAGUGGAACAGUUUUCAGUCUGCCACCAGAUGACGUCACUGGGAGCGAGCUGAGUGGGGAGAGUUGCUCAGUUGAAGUAAACUCAUGAAUGAAGAAGAUAAAGUGCUGCAAAGAUCCACGAUGUCGAAGACAGAGUGUAAAGACAUGACACAGACGAUGGAGGAAACGAUGCAGCGACUUCAAGGACGAUUUCAGAGCAUCUCCGAACAGCUGGAGUCCAAACUAAAUGAAAUGGGAACCCGCAUCAAUGACCUCGAGAAGAACGUCUCAGACCUGAUGACACAGGCUGGUAUGGAGGAGCAGGCAGAUUCAAAGUGACAGCAGGCCCACACUUCAUCUGACACACAAGCUCUUUGAAUGAAACCUUCUGGAACUGUGGCUUCACUGUGGCUCUGAAGUUUCACUCUUCACUCUGCACUUUC
Molecule: messenger RNA, 462 nt
Organism: Paralichthys olivaceus (Japanese flounder)
Lineage: Eukaryota; Metazoa; Chordata; Actinopteri; Pleuronectiformes; Paralichthyidae
Product: heat shock factor-binding protein 1-like protein 1
Biological process (GO): cellular heat acclimation
Cellular component (GO): cytosol; nucleus
Molecular function (GO): transcription corepressor activity
Source: RefSeq, a predicted model, not a curated record